AUGGAGAACGGGAGCAGAAAUGGGCUGCAUACGAACCACGACAGAGAUCAACGGCCGAAUGGUGUCAACGGAGCCAACCACACCUCUGAAAAGUCAACGGAGAAGGGAAAGGGUCGAGCAGAACCUCAGCAAAAUGUGACACCAGUGAGCCCAACCGCACCACAUGGAGUUAAUGGCGGCUUCAUGUCCCGCUCACGGAAUGGCGACGAGAAGCAAGACUUGAUUCCAGGUGACAUAAAGGCGCGUAUGGACGAGCUUCCGCCAGAAAUCACCCAUAUUGUGGAAGGCCAUCUUCUUUCUUUGAACAAAUUGCUCUCGAGAGUGGCGCAGAAAACGCAUAAUGACUUGGAACGAACGAUUCUAGAUCUGGCGCAAAUGCCAAUCCCGCCUUCAGUAGCGAAUGGCGCUGUGUCGCAUCUAACUCCUGGGGAAGAUAAUGGCAAGGAAAAUGUUGACAAAAAAGCAAGGCUUCUGAAAUUUGCGCAGGAUGCGCAUACGGAAUUGCUCAAGGCCCUGGUUAUUACCAAUUGGAGUAGACGGAGCGCGGAUGUGGCAAAACUGAUCGAUUUGAAAGCUCACCUGGACAAGGAAAAAUUCUAUUACGAGCUUGCAAUACACGAGUUGUUUGAGCUGAAAAAGUCGUUGGGGCAAGCGCGAAUACCGAACCCAGACCUGAAAACCGCGCUGGAAGUUUUGACUACUGGAAAGGUGUCUUGGAUGCCAGAUCUCGGAUACAUUCAGCCACCUCCUUUGACGCCAACGGAAAUUCUAAAAUCUCUCGAGAAUCUCAACACAAUUCUCUCCAUCCGCUUAAAUCUUGACGAGCACCAUAAGAUACCGUAUCAUUUCAAGGACUAUACGAUUCAAAACGGACGGGUAACUUUCAAAGUGAAGGGGGAGUUUGAAGUAGAUCUCACAGUUGCAGAUGAGGACCCGGAAAGUCAAUUCUGGUUCAUUGACUUCAAAUUCCUUUUCUCUCCAUCCGUUUCUGAUCUCGCGCCGCACUUACGCUCUCAUAUUGAGCAGCAGGUCAACAAGGCCCUGGCGGAAGAAGGUCUAACCGGAUGUUACAAAUAUCUACAUGGACUGGUACUCAGUCAUCAGAUUAGCGAGUUCAGAAGACAAGCAGUCGCCCUAUCGAGAGGUACCUGGGUAGAAACACUGGCAGUUGAACCUUUGAACAGAGCUUUGUCAAUUCAGUACUGGUUGAACAGAUACGGCCAAAAAGGACCCAAAAGCUGGAUCAUUCUCGGAGUUCACAGCGGGAAGCGGAAGACCGGUGUUCCUCAUCCAAAAGACACCCCUCGCUUAUUUCUUCGGUGGUUCCGAGAAGGCAAGGAAAUGAAGGAUGUAGAUAUUCCAUUCCAGACCGCUACGGUAUCAGCAGAGUCACUUCUAAAGACAGUGAUUGCGCAGCACAUCCGCCUUAUCUUGGAAGCGACGUACGACCAGUUGCUCAAGAAGCCAAUAUAUGCUAAGGGCGGGGCCAGAGUAGCAGUUUACCUCGAUAACGAACAGCCAUCAGAGUCCAAGCUAACUGUGCAGCUAACGAGCGAACGACAAGUAUUUAUCAAAAUCGAACCUAUUACUGGGCGCUGUAUCGUUGGUCCUGCAUCACGACUUACUGGGCUGCACGAGUUCAAAUUCAACCAAGACAUUCCAGAUGCGGACAAAUUCCUGCAUGCUCGCAUUGACGAGCUUCGCUAUGACGCAAUUGCAGAGUAUAUCAGUUCUCGUAGCGUGACUGCAGGAUGGCAUAGACUUCCAAAUCCUGGUCUAGGUAGGGAGGACCUGAAGGCUCUUGUGCCUGAAGGGACUGCGCAAGUUCUCUGGUUCAAGAGAAGCGGCUGGACCAAAAAUUGGCAUCUUGCGGUAUCAAUGGGCUCUACUGGGGAGAGCUGGUGGUUAAUCGAAACCACCGAGCCAACGCCUCAGGUUAUCUCCCAUGGUCCGAGAAAGAUCGAGAAGAAAAUGGUCGUGAAGAUUAUUAGUUUCAUCGCGGUCCCAAUCAAAAAUCGCUCGCCGCUACCGACCUAUAAAUUCUUGACGACUCUACAUGUCUUUACAGCAGCUCUAAUGUCCCACCACGCGAAUCUCAAAGCUCUAUACGAACGACGUGUGCAGCAUAUGCUACACGAAAGCAGAAAUGUUCGGAGUCCCAUGCAACUCCCUGCAAUAUUUGCCAGGAUAUCAAAUCUCGUGGACUGGAAAAACAAGACUACCAGAGACUUGGUCAAGCUCUCUUUUCAGGGCCUUGAGUCGUGUCGCUCAGCCAAGCUUGACGGUACACCACGGCAUGGUGCCGAGGCAUCUGGCCAGCCAAAUUCCCCGGAAAACAAUGUGGUCAUGAUCACUGAGGCGCGAAUCAAUAUUCCGGUUCCUGAUACACUUAAAACAAUGAAGGAAAACAUCGAUCAAGACAUCGCAUUUGAUUCAAAUACCGGCAUGCUUGCUCUACGCCUACGCAGCAAGAUUGGGGACUCAGUCAUUCCGACUCUAGUGGAACGUACCAUCCGCGUGUUCCGAUUGGUAGAGUUUGUCAAGGUGCUCCAAGAGCAUUCGGCGUCGCUAAAAUGUGAACAAAUAUCCCUUGGGAAGAUUACGUUCACUUAUGGUACCUCGAGAGCAGCGCAAGAUUUGGAUAAGAUGGACGAGGAUACCCCUUCGAAGCAGUACACUGCUAUGAUAGACUUCAGCGGCUCGGCCAAUUCUAUGUCACUAAUCUUAGAGAAGGGAAACCCUCAUCUCAUGAUCGCAGAUUUAUUGAGGAGCAUUCUGAAUGGCAAGGAAGGACUGGGAGGUGUCGCGACCCUGCUUCCUGUCACACUUCCUCUGCUCGCCGGGCUGGAUACUAUUGAGAUGGCCUGGGCAACCGUGUCGAAAACCAAGGGCGAGGUAUUUGUCUUGGUCCGGGCAACGGAUUGGUAUGAGAUCCGUUACAAUAUCCUUUCCGCCUCGAGCGACUCUAACAUAUCCACCAACCUUCGAAAGGUCACUUUCGAAAUCAAAUUACGACAUCGUGCCGGCGUGCCGUGGUGGGAUAUUCGAAGAUCAGAUCAGCAAGAUCCUUUAGGCGACGACAUCGAGGCGGUAUUAAAGCCUGUCUGGAACCUUAGCGGUACAGGAUUCCAAGGCAUGCGAGUAAGUAGUGUGGCUCAGCCUCAUGGUGCGGAGGAAAUUCUCGGGAAAAUUGAUGAUGCUUUGCGCAAUUUUGUCCUCUCGCAAAAACCUGCCAGUCUUUCGCCGUCAGCCACACAGAAAUCUCGACCACAAGGUCAACAACUGAGGCAGCACCAAACAGUGACACCGAACCCGAGCCAGCAAAGCCAGGGAAGAAACAACCAGUCACGUCGAGAGGUAGUAGAGAUCGAUUAG
Messenger RNA from Glarea lozoyensis ATCC 20868, 3375 nucleotides. Its product is annotated as mediator complex subunit MED14. Gene Ontology annotation, biological process: regulation of transcription by RNA polymerase II. The transcript is spliced from 3 exons. NCBI's taxonomy places the organism in Eukaryota, Fungi, Ascomycota, Leotiomycetes, Helotiales, Helotiaceae. Gene Ontology annotation, molecular function: transcription coregulator activity. The record is from RefSeq and is a predicted model, not a curated record. Bases 1 to 3375 code for a protein of 1124 amino acids. Gene Ontology annotation, cellular component: core mediator complex; mediator complex.